UAAUUUUGUCAACCCAAAACACAAAGGUGUGAGGUGUGUACAGUGUCUACAAAAACACCCAAAUAAUGUAAUAAAUAAGAAUUACUCACCUUCAAUAACGAUUCUCACCCAAGGUCCGGAUAACCUAGAAAUUUUCCUGGAUAAAGCCAGGUGGCAGAGAGCAAAUUUUUCUGGAAAUAGUUUGAAAAUGGGCAGUGCAGAUAUCGAUAUGAAUGGGGCGGAAUAUUGCAAGGAAUUUAGACGGUUGAAAGUGUUGCCGGCUAAUGACCAAAUCAAGGAGCUGCAAACUAUUUUGAGAGACAAGAACACAACAAGAAGUGACUUCAAAUUUUACGCAGAUCGUCUAAUCCGUCUCGUUAUCGAAGAGAGCCUAAAUCAGUUACCUUUCACUGAAUGCAACGUUAUCACACCUACUGGAGCAACUUAUAAUGGUUUAAAAUACAAAUCUGGAAACUGUGGAGUCUCAAUAGUAAGAUCUGGUGAGUCAAUGGAGCAAGGCUUAAGAGAUUGUUGCAGAAGCAUUAGGAUAGGGAAGAUUCUUGUUGAAUCUGAUGCAGAUACUCAUGAGGCUAGAGUUGUUUAUGCUCGAUUUCCUGAAGAUAUUGAUAGGAGACAUGUGCUACUAAUGUAUCCAAUCAUGUCAACAGGCAAUACAGUGAGUAAAGCAGUCAAUGUAUUAAAGGAACAUGGUGUUAAAGAAGACUGCAUUAUUUUGAGUAAUUUAUUUUGCACCCCACAAGCCGUCCAAACAAUUUUGGAGUCGUACCCAAAAAUGAAAAUAUUGACUUCAGAGGUGCACCCUGUAGCUCCAAAUCAUUUUGGACAAAAAUAUUUUGGUACUGAUUAAGUAAUAAUUUUAAGACUGAUACAUUCAUUAUUGGUGCACAAUUUAUUUUACUCUAGAUUUAGAUUAAACUUAUAUGCAUUUUUAGAAAUGUCUACUUCUAGUCUCAAUGUACCCAAUUCAAUUUUGCUCGAACGAUGUAAGUAGAUAAUUUUGAUUUUAAACAGUUGUAGAGAAGCUCUAAAAACUUAACUUUUUUCCAUUGUCUCGAAUUGGUUAACUGAUUUUUUUCUAAAAGAAACUAGAUUUUUCAUUAAAGUGUUCCAACUAAUAAUAUUUUAUUACUUUUAUAAUAAUUCAAAACCAGUGCUUCAUAAUUAAAAGCUGUGAUUGGUUACUUUGAUGUUAAUAAAAAUUGUGAUUUUUAUUUCAAAAAUAUACCUACUUUUUCCGUUUUUUAUCAAAUUCAC
Ceutorhynchus assimilis (cabbage seed weevil) is the source of this 1254-nucleotide messenger RNA. Lineage: Eukaryota; Metazoa; Arthropoda; Insecta; Coleoptera; Curculionidae. The record is from the annotation of a GenBank genome assembly.